Messenger RNA from Dentiscutata erythropus, 222 nucleotides. Lineage: Eukaryota; Fungi; Glomeromycota; Glomeromycetes; Diversisporales; Gigasporaceae. The record is from the annotation of a GenBank genome assembly.
AUGAAUUAUGCAAUUUUUGCAAAAUAUGGUACUUCGAUUCUUAAUGAAAAAAGCAAAGUUCAAUAUACAAUUUUUCGAAAUGAUGACUUGUAUGAUAGAUCAGAUCAUGCAGAAGGCUAUUUUAAAAGCACAAAAUGUCUUGGAAAUCGUGAAUAUCAAGAGUUACUUGCUCAAAUUGAUUGCGCUAUAAUUUUAAAUUUAAAAGGAGAAUUAAAUAGUUUA